Diaporthe amygdali is the source of this 1293-nucleotide messenger RNA. RefSeq lists its product as uncharacterized. The record is from RefSeq and is a predicted model, not a curated record. NCBI's taxonomy places the organism in Eukaryota, Fungi, Ascomycota, Sordariomycetes, Diaporthales, Diaporthaceae. Gene Ontology annotation, biological process: canonical NF-kappaB signal transduction. The transcript has a single exon. Bases 1 to 1293 code for a protein of 430 amino acids.
AUGCCACAGUCGUAUAACCCGACAGUUGACGAAUUAUCCAAGGGCUUCUCGAACCUAUCGGCGAACACACAACACCCCACGUCGCCCGCGCCAUUCUCGUCAACCUUCCAGUCGACCUUCCAAUCCCCAGGCUUCACCUCAGCUUUCUCUAACAACUUCUCGAUCAACCUUGGACCGCCCAAGUUCUCAUCUAUCAACCUUCCGAACGCCGGAGUGAAUGUCCCGCAUGUCAGCUCCAAAUUUCGGCCCGCCACGGUGAAUAUGGACGCCGCCGGUGGCACUGCACCGACAGAGCCUACGCAAAACACAGACGUCGACAACGAACGUGUGCGCGAGCGACGCACCAAGUUCCGUUUCAAAUCGAAGAAGGCCUCUAGGUCCGCCUCACCGGACCGCGAGUCCCGGAACCACCGGCACCACCGCUCUUCUCGGCGCGAUCACGAUGGCCGGGAGGAAGGUGAGGAUGACGAGCACACUCGCAGCCGAGCAGGCAGCCGCCAUCGUUCCGAGCGGAGCCACCGCCGGCCGCGGCACAAGCGACCCCGGCGCGAAGAAGCCGCGGCGCCGCCACCGGGUUUUGCGGACGAAGGGCCCAUCCUGGACCCGGACGCCGCCUUCCGCGAGUCCCUGUUCGACGCCAUGGCCGACGACGAGGGCGCGGCGUACUGGGAGGGGAUAUACGGGCAGCCGAUCCACAUCUACUCCCAGGAGGUGCCGAACCAGGAGACGGGCGAGCUGGAGCGCAUGACGGACGAGGAGUACGCGGCGCAUGUGAGGCAGAGGAUGUGGGAGAAGACCCACGCGGGGCUCAUGGAGGAGAGGGCCCGGCGGGCAAAGAAGCGGGAGGAACACGCCAGGCGGGGCAAAGAGGCAGAGGCGAGGAUGGAGGAGGAGCGAAGAAUACAGCGCGAGGUGGAGAGGAGCCUGAAGCGGGGUGAGGAAAGGAGAAGGAGACGGGAAUGGACAGAGCGCUUCCGUGAGUACGGCACCAACUGGGAUGGUUGGGACGGUGAUGUGGGCAGCAUCCCCUGGCCGACGAAGAGCGGCAGGCGCCAGGAUGUUGACGAGGAGGAAGUCCGGGCCUUUUUCGUCAGGGGUUUGGACUUGGAGACCCUAGGCGAAAGGGAAUUUGCCGCGAAGCUGAAGGAACAGCGAGUGCGGUGGCAUCCCGAUAAGAUACAGCAGAAACUUGGAGGAAGAGAAAAGGCGGACGAGCGUGUCAUGAAGGACGUGACAGUCGUCUUCCAAGUCAUCGACACCUUGUAUGACGAUAUACGGGCCAAGUCCAAGUAG